AUGGAAAAUUUUCAAGAUGGUGCAAGAGUGCAUCUGUUAGUCGUGGACGAGGCCGGAGACACAACCGGGAACGGAACCUGGCCGGAAACUAAAAUUGAGGUGAGGGAUCUAACAAAAGUUGCAGACAAGGGUGUUGCAAUAUUGAGCAAAGUCAACGUGGAUAUCCCCAAAGGUGUGAUUAUGGGGAUCAUAGGACCAAGUGGAAGUGGAAAGUCGACGUUUUUGAGGGCACUUAACAGAUUAUGGGAGCCUCCUUCUGCUUCUGUGUUCUUGGAUGGUGUAGAUAUAUGUGAUCUUGAUGUACUCAGUGUUCGCCGGAAAGUCGGGAUGUUGUUCCAGCUUCCGGCUAUCUUUGAGGGCACAGUUGCAGAUAACAUCCGAUAUGGACCACAAUUGCGAGGAAAGAAACUAAGUGACAACGAUGUCUACAAGUUACUCGCUCUUGCUGAUCUUGACUCUUCUUUCUUCGACAAAUCUGGGGGAGAGUUAUCUGUUGGUCAAGCUCAAAGAGUUGCACUUGCUAGGACCUUAGCUAAUGAGCCCGAGGUUUUGCUACUUGAUGAGCCCACGAGCGCGUUAGAUCCAAUAUCGACUCAGAACAUUGAAGAUGUACUUGUAAAGCUGAAGACAGAUCGAGGAAUGACUAUUGUGUUCGUCUCUCACAGCAUCAAACAAAUCCAGAGGAUUGCUGAUGUAGUUUGCCUUCUUGUGGAUGGUGAGAUUGUUGAAAUAUUGAAGCCCGGGCAACUUUCCGAGGCUACUCAUCCUACAGCACAAAGGUUUCUUGAGCUCAGUUCUUGA
Messenger RNA from Fraxinus pennsylvanica, 801 nucleotides. Lineage: Eukaryota; Viridiplantae; Streptophyta; Magnoliopsida; Lamiales; Oleaceae. The record is from the annotation of a GenBank genome assembly.